Molecule: messenger RNA, 1035 nt
Organism: Vollenhovia emeryi
Lineage: Eukaryota; Metazoa; Arthropoda; Insecta; Hymenoptera; Formicidae
Product: EF-hand domain-containing family member B-like
Exons: 7
Coding region: 1-1035 (344 amino acids)
Source: RefSeq, a predicted model, not a curated record
AUGGCUUACAAAACGUCCCCUGAUAAAUAUACUUAUAGAUUUGGCAAACCGUCGAAGAGCCGAGGAUCGGAAUCUCGGGUGAAAAGAAUUUUGACUUGGAUUAAUCACGAACCGGUUACUUUAAUCAAUUGUCAACAAGCCGAUUUCAUAGAGCGAACUAGAUCGUUUGUCGGACAAGCCAAGUAUCCAGAAUCGUCACGUCUUUAUGUAGAUGUUGUACACGGUAGAAAGACCGUGAAAGAUGAAUUUGGUGUGUCACACAUUUUACAUGAUUUCGAUUUAAACAAGCAAACGCCUUUCUGGUGGCAGUGUUUACAAGAUUUAAAUGAUUUUCGUCGGAAACUCAAAAAUCGCAUGCCGGAAGUGCCAUUCUUGGACAUAGAGGAUGAGUUUUCUUGUCUGGACAAAGAGUAUGUCGGGACUCUGCCUGAAGAUAAAGUUUUUCUGAUUUUCGACAAGUAUCGAAUAUAUCCAAACAAGAAUUUUCUUGUACCGUUAAUGGACGCGUUGCAGUUGCGCAAAGAUGGAAGUGUUAAUUACAGGGAGUUGUUGAAUCUCUUGAAUUGGAAGCACAGCUUACCCGUGCUACCAACGAUAAAACAGUCAUCAGUGGCGAGUCCAGAUCGAGCUACAUAUAGUGACAGCAUAGGAAAUAUUGAGACAACUGAUAGCACAAAAGUACGGGCAGCAGGACUUCCAUCCGAAAGAUCGGAUUUUCUGAUUACAAUGUUACCGCGCGCCGGUAUACAUCCAGACACAGAGAAUUUAGGUGAUCAAACCUCCGUUCAUUGCUUAAUAUCGCCCAGCAUAUUCACGAGAUACGGCUUGACACAUAUAGAUUUUUUCAAGAUUCGCGACAAGGAAGAAAUACGAAGCAUAUUCGAGAAUAUUGGUUACGAAUUUCCAGAGGACAGUUUCGAUAUGCUUUGGCAAGAAGGAAUAAGAAAAGACUGCACCGACGGCGUGUGCGUGAAAACAUUUCAGGAGUUACUCGCCGCGUCGGGUUCCGUAGCAAAGAAAAUUGCAUGCGGCUAG